This is a messenger RNA of Saccharomyces kudriavzevii IFO 1802, 417 nucleotides long. RefSeq names its product Apq12p (gene APQ12). Lineage: Eukaryota; Fungi; Ascomycota; Saccharomycetes; Saccharomycetales; Saccharomycetaceae. The record is from RefSeq and is a predicted model, not a curated record. The coding region runs from base 1 to 417 and encodes 138 amino acids. The transcript has a single exon.
AUGGACGCCACUCAACCGCAAUACGAACUAUCCGUAGUCACGCAAAUUUUGAAAUUCGCCGUUGACAUUCUUCAAUGGUUGAUUCCCGCUAUCACCAAGUUUAGCCAGUCCCACCCUUUGGUCUUUCAACUAUCGUUUAUUUUUCUCACUUUCUAUGUUUUUUACAAGUUAUUGAUGAAUCUGAUCACUUUGGUCAAGAGAUUCCUGUAUUUGGCGCUGAUUAUCUCAUGCAUCGGAAUUUACAUGCGUGGUUCGCAACAAUUUUUGACUGUGGACUUACUGAAUUUCUAUAAUUUCGUCAUGUCGAACAGGUACUACGCGUUCAAGAUCUACACCCUAUUUAUUAAUGCCUUGGAAAAGGAAAUUAACGCUGUUUGUCACCUGAUUCAGAUGAAAGUACAACAGUUGCUCAAGUGA